AUGAAGGUUACAGACGUCCAGGCCGCCUUCGCGUCGGCCGUUGUGCUCCUCUCGCUGCCUGCCGGUACAGUCGCCUCGUCACACCGGAGGUUUCACCAGCUUCCCAAUAAGAAGCAUACCCAUCUGCGCUCUCACACAGUUGAGGAUGCCAACUCUAUUGUCAAGCGAGGAACAUGCGCGUUCCCGACCGACGACCCCAACCUGGUUGCUGUCACGCCCGAUGCUGAGAAUGCUGGCUGGGCUAUGAGCCCGGAUCAGCCUUGUAAGCCAGGCCACUACUGUCCAAUUGCUUGCAAGCCUGGUAUGGUUAUGGCGCAAUGGGAUCCCGAUUCUUCGUACAGUUACCCAGCUUCUAUGAACGGAGGAUUGUACUGUGAUGACAGCGGCACUGUAUCCAAGCCAUUCCCCAACAAGCCGUACUGCGUUGAAGGUACCGGCUCUGUCGUAGCUGUCAACGACUGUGGUGAACCGAUGUCGUGGUGCCAAACUGUUCUGCCUGGUAACGAGGCAAUGCUUAUCCCAACUCUUGUCACAACCCAGGCGACACUUGCAGUUCCCGAUACAAGCUACUGGUGUGGAACCGCAGCUCACUACUACAUCAACGGUCCUGGAAGCUCCGUCGCGGAUUGUGUUUGGGGUGUCCCAACCAAGCCCGUUGGCAACUGGAGCCCCUACGUUGCUGGAGCUAACACCGACAGCAACGGUAACACAUUCGUCAAGCUUGGCUGGAACCCCAUCUGGCAGGACUCACCCUUGAAGAACACCCUGCCCACCUGGGGUGUCAAGAUCGAGUGCCCCGACGGUGGCUGCAACGGAUUGCCCUGUGAGAUUUCGCCCAACGCCUCUGGCAGCGUCGAUAGCAACGAAUCUUCCGUCGGUGCUGGCAACGCCGCUUUCUGCGUUGUCACUGUCCCCAAGGGUGGCGUUGCCAACAUUGUGGCAUACAACGUGGACGGCAGCUCUGGCUCCAGCGGCGAGGUUUCCACCACUGCGGCUCCUUCUUCGACCGAGGCCACUUCCACCACUGCCGCUGCAUCAACCACCACAACCGCAGAGUCAACAACAGAACAGACCACCGACGCUUCCAGCACGACCAAGGCUGGCACUUCCGCCACCGCUACCAAGGGAGCUUCGUCAACCGCGUCUCAAGCUCGCGCUCACGCCUCUGUGAAGCCUGGCAUGUUCCACGAGAACGGCACAUCGUCUCAGCAGACGACUUCGGCGCCCUCCGAGCCGUCUCAGACCCAGGCCGAGACUCCUGUUACCACAACCACUAAGAAGGGUGAGGCUGGCCGCCAGCAAGGCAGCACCGCCUUUGCAGGCCUUAUCGUUGCCUUUGUUGCCGCGGCUUGUUUCCUUUGA
Messenger RNA from Trichoderma virens Gv29-8, 1362 nucleotides. RefSeq lists its product as uncharacterized. The coding region runs from base 1 to 1362 and encodes 453 amino acids. The transcript has 4 exons. Lineage: Eukaryota; Fungi; Ascomycota; Sordariomycetes; Hypocreales; Hypocreaceae. The record is from RefSeq and is a predicted model, not a curated record.